This is a messenger RNA of Pygocentrus nattereri (red-bellied piranha), 1152 nucleotides long. It is a transcript of the gene tmem223, whose product is annotated as transmembrane protein 223. Gene Ontology annotation, cellular component: mitochondrion. Gene Ontology annotation, biological process: nervous system development. Bases 170 to 985 code for a protein of 271 amino acids. The transcript has 2 exons. Lineage: Eukaryota; Metazoa; Chordata; Actinopteri; Characiformes; Serrasalmidae. The record is from RefSeq and is a predicted model, not a curated record.
GACCAAUGCCGCAUCCGUAGACCAUGUAACGCAGGACAUGGCGGCGUCCUGGGUGAGCCGUGCUGGCAGGUGCUAGCUAAAGCAGCUUGGUUGCACUUUAUAGGUGAUUAAAUGGAUUCUUAGACUCCGACCUCGUGUAGUUCAGAUAACUCGAACAUAACCGGCAGCCAUGGGUUUUCAGGGCGUGCUGCUGGCUGCUCGGAUCUGUCGCUCCUCCUGUGCUGGGCUCCUGUUUCCUCACAGACUGACUUCAGUGCAGAGUUUACGAGCUUUCACUGCUGUUUCUAAACGGUCUGUGCAAGUUACCGACCAAACAUCUGUCUUUACUCCAUCGCGGUGGUUUUCGCCGCUUUCACCUUCACCCCGAGGUCGAGCUCACGGGCUGGUCAGCCAGCAGCUGGGGGGCCGGAGUUCACACUCCUUCACAUCCACAGCUGUGGUGAAGGAUGUGCUGCUGUUCGAGCAUGACCGAACCCGCUUCUUCAGGGUCUUGGCUCUGUUUUGUGGAGGUCAGUUUCUAUUCUGGACCUACUUGGCCUACUUUGCGUUCACGGGCCUCCGAGACACCCGAAAAAGCAGGAAAGAGCCUCAAAGGGUCAGGACUGAUUUGGGGCUUUUCAGUUUUGACAUGAAUCUGGGGUCUAAUGCCUGGAGAUUUGGAUUCACACUUGGUUGUCUUGUCAUUGGUGGAGGAAUUGUUGGACUGGGUGUGUUGUUCAGCCGUCGCUCUGUCAGCCGCGUUGUCCUGCAUAAGGGAGGUGGAAAGGUGACCGUGCAUACCCAGUCACCUCUUGGAGCAAACAAAGCCUGGCAUCUAACAGUGCCUUUGAAUCAGGUGGCGUGUCAUGCACAUAGGCAGGAAUCCCCCUCCUUCAUCCCUCUCAAAGUUAAAGAUCACAAGUUCUACUUCCUUAUGGACAAGGAAGGGACACUGAACAAUCCCAGACUUUUUGAUAUCACAGUUGGGGCCUACAGACCACUAUAGGCAUUGUCCUUCCACACAGUCAGCAACCUCCAAGAAAUGUAAAUGUUCUCCUGAAAUGCUCUUGAUAUCUUUUCAUUUGGAACCUGGCAUAUAAUAAUUGAACAUCCAUGUUUUUCUGGCUCUAUCAGCAGUUUCAGAAGAAAUAAAAUACUUCUAUAUAUACAUCA